This is a messenger RNA of Dermatophagoides pteronyssinus (European house dust mite), 857 nucleotides long. It is a transcript of the gene RpL19, whose product is annotated as ribosomal protein L19. Gene Ontology annotation, cellular component: ribosome; cytosolic large ribosomal subunit. Lineage: Eukaryota; Metazoa; Arthropoda; Arachnida; Sarcoptiformes; Pyroglyphidae. The record is from RefSeq and is a predicted model, not a curated record. Gene Ontology annotation, biological process: translation. Gene Ontology annotation, molecular function: RNA binding; structural constituent of ribosome.
ACACUGAAAUCCACGCUGUUCUGCCACACACACAUUCGAUAUCCGUCGUUUCCUUUUACGUUUGCUUUACGUUCGUGUGGUGGUCUCAGUGUUUGUAUGGUGUGGAUUUUGUUUUCAUUUAGUUUUUGUCUUCGUAUCUGAUUUGUGAUUAUCACGAUGAGUUCUUUAGGAUUGCAAAAACGUUUGGCUGCUGCCGUUCUCAAAUGCGGCCGAAAUAAAGUUUGGCUUGAUCCAAACGAAAACAGUGAAAUCUCCAAUGCUAAUUCCCGACAAAACAUCCGUAAAUUGAUCAAAGAUGGUUUAAUCAUUCGAAAACCAGUAGCAGUACAUUCACGUGCCCGUGUUCGACGUAAUGCUGAAGCUCGUCGUAAAGGCCGACAUACUGGCACUGGUAAGCGCAAAGGUACUGCUAAUGCUCGAAUGCCGGUCAAAGUUUUAUGGAUUCGUCGGAUGCGUGUGCUUCGUCGAUUAUUGAAAAAAUAUCGGGAAAACAAAAAAAUCGAUCGCCAUCUCUAUCAUGAAUUGUACAUGAAAUCCAAGGGUAAUGUUUUCAAAAAUAAACGUGUACUCAUGGAAUACAUUCACAAAAAGAAGGUUGAGAAAUUGCGCCAGAAACAAUUGAAUGAAAUGGCUGAACUUCGUCGACAAAAAGGCAGAGAACGUCAAAAGCGUCGGGAAGAACGACAAAAGACGAAAUUGCAAGAGGCUAGAGAUUUGUAUCAGAAAGAAGAUGGUGGUGAUAAAUAAAUUGGACGACCUUUUUUUGUAUUUUUAUGGACAAUUUCUAAAAAAUUUCAAAAUUUAAUAUAACCAUCAAAUUUGAAAAAAUGAAUAAAAAAAACAAUUUGCGAUCAUAA